Messenger RNA from Glycine soja, 1521 nucleotides. Its product is annotated as mitochondrial succinate-fumarate transporter 1-like. Bases 238 to 1188 code for a protein of 316 amino acids. Gene Ontology annotation, biological process: succinate transport; fumarate transport; transmembrane transport. The record is from RefSeq and is a predicted model, not a curated record. Lineage: Eukaryota; Viridiplantae; Streptophyta; Magnoliopsida; Fabales; Fabaceae. The transcript is spliced from 3 exons.
UCAGUGGUGAGAGAGAGAAGGCAACUCAACGAGACGCAUUCAUAAGUUAAUUAAACAUUUAGGGACAUGUUCUAAUACGUAAAACAAAGACAAAAACAUAACUAUAAAAAGUUCUGGGAUUCAGCAGGGUCAAGCGAGGCAACACAACGCAACGAGAUUCUCCAAGCUCCGAAUCCCUCGGCGACGCCGUCCACCACCUACUGUCUUGAAGGAGAACAAAUUAAAUCUCCAUCAAUCAUGAAACAGGAUGUUGCACAAGAUAACACCAACUCAUAUCCAAAGAAAUCAAUCCCACCCUACAUGAAGGCUAUCUCUGGCUCACUUGGAGGGAUUAUGGAGGCUUCUUGCCUGCAGCCCAUUGAUGUGAUCAAGACCAGAUUGCAGCUUGAUAGGUCAGGGAAUUACAAGGGAAUACUGCAUUGUGGUGCCACAAUUUCACGAACAGAAGGGGUACGGGCUUUAUGGAAAGGAUUGACACCUUUUGCCACACAUUUGACCUUGAAGUAUUCACUUCGAAUGGGUUCUAAUGCUGUACUUCAAUCAGCAUUUAAGGACCCUGAGACUGGGAAGGUUAGCGGUCAUGGGAGGUUCCUUUCUGGGUUUGGUGCUGGGGUGCUUGAGGCUGUUAUUAUUGUCACUCCAUUUGAGGUGGUGAAGAUAAGACUGCAGCAGCAGAGGGGUCUAAGCCCAGAGCUUUUGAAAUAUAAAGGUCCUGUUAACUGUGCUCGCAUGAUUAUUAGGGAAGAAGGCUUCUGUGGUCUUUGGGCUGGAGUUGCUCCUACUGUGAUGCGUAAUGGGACAAAUCAGUCUGCCAUGUUUACUGCCAAAAAUGCUUUCGAUGUGCUUUUGUGGAAGAAAGAUGAAGGGGAUGGGAGAGUCCUCCAACCAUGGCAAUCUAUGAUUUCUGGAUUCCUUGCAGGCACAGCAGGGCCUAUUUGUACUGGUCCAUUUGAUGUAGUGAAAACAAGGUUGAUGGCUCAGAGCCGAGAAGGUGGUGGUGUACUGAAAUACAAGGGUAUGAUCCAUGCCAUUAGAACAAUAUAUGCAGAAGAAGGACUUCUUGCCUUAUGGAAAGGUCUGUUGCCUCGACUCAUGAGGAUCCCACCUGGACAGGCCAUUAUGUGGGGUGUAGCUGAUCAAAUAAUUGGUUUGUAUGAGAGGAGAUAUCUUCAACUUUCAACAUUGUAACUUUUUUUCUUUGCAUUAUUUUUUGCUUCCAGUAGACAUUAGUUUCAUUACAAGGCUACAAAAAUCAUUAUUUUAGCCUCUAUCUAUACAGUUUUUGUUUUAAUUCCCUCAAAUUUGUUGGGUGGACCAUUAGGGGCCAUACUUGCAUUAGGGGACAUUAUUAGGGUCCGUACAUUCAUGUGGCCUAAACUACUAAAGAAGUAUUCCCAAUAGUUCAAUAAUGUAGAACUACUAGCAAGCUAGUUCAAUAAUGUAGAACUACUAGCAAGCUAGCUCUUUCGCAUGUCACAAGCGAUCUAAAAUAAUGUCAAAGGCUAUUUUCUGGAAAGCAAA